AUGUCGAACUUCCUAGCCCCGGCCCCAGAGCCACCAACCGAGCUAGGAAGGCUGCGCGUUCUCUCGCCUAACGCUGGCAUUCGCGUGUCACCUCUUGCACUGGGUGCCAUGUCCAUCGGAGACGCCUGGGCUGGUGCCAUGGGUGCCAUGAAUAAAGAGCAGGCCUUCAAACUUCUGGACGCUUUCUUCGAAGCGGGCGGCAACUUUAUUGACACUGCAAACAACUACCAGGAUGAGCAGUCGGAAAUUUGGAUUGGCGAAUGGAUGAGAGAGAGGGGAAACCGAGAACAGAUCGUUCUCGCCACGAAGUACACAUCCGAUUACAAGAAUCACACCCUGGGCAAGGGAAACACGGCCAACUUCACUGGAAACCACCGACGGAGCCUCCACAUAAGCGUCCGCGACUCACUGGAGAAACUGGGCACCGAUUACAUCGAUAUUCUUUACCUACAUUGGUGGGACUAUACGACCUCGAUCAAGGAGAUUGUAGACUCGCUUCACAUUCUUGUUGAGCAGGGCAAAGUUCUCUACCUUGGAAUAUCAGAUACCCCAGCGUGGGUUGUCAGCGCAGCGAACACGUACGCUAUCGACCAUGGCAAGACGCCGUUCAGUGUCUACCAAGGCCGCUGGAGCGUGAUGCACCGUGACUUUGAGCGCGACAUCUUGCCCAUGGCUAGGAUGUUUGGCAUGGCCCUCUGCCCAUGGGAUGUUUUGGGAUCCGGCAAAUUUCAGUCGAAGAAGGCCAUUGAGGAGCGGAAAAAGGCCGGCGAGGGGCUGAGGUCUUUUGUCAGCUCUGCACAGCAAACCGAGAUGGAGAUAAAGAUUAGUGAGGCUUUGGAAAAGGUUGCUGGAGAGCAUGGAGUCGAGAGUGUGACGGCUAUCGCGCUGGCCUAUGUCCGGAGCAAAGCGGCUAACGUCAUACCCAUCGUGGGUGGGCGCAAGGUGGAACAUUUGAAGGCCAACAUCGACGCCCUCAAGAUCAAUCUGACAGAUGAGCAGAUCGCGUACCUGGAGAGUGUCAAGGAGUUUGACGUUGGGUUCCCGGGCAACUUCUUGGGCGCAGACCCUAACAUCACUGGGGCAUCGGCAAGGCUCUCGCGUGCUUCUCAGAUGUCGUUCCCGAAUGCGAGUCGUCAGACAAGCGUUUGA
This is a messenger RNA of Colletotrichum graminicola M1.001, 1149 nucleotides long. Its product is annotated as aldo/keto reductase. The record is from RefSeq and is a predicted model, not a curated record. Lineage: Eukaryota; Fungi; Ascomycota; Sordariomycetes; Glomerellales; Glomerellaceae. Bases 1 to 1149 code for a protein of 382 amino acids. The transcript has a single exon.